Molecule: messenger RNA, 951 nt
Organism: Rotaria socialis
Lineage: Eukaryota; Metazoa; Rotifera; Eurotatoria; Philodinida; Philodinidae
Source: the annotation of a GenBank genome assembly
AUGGUACCUCAAAUAGAAGGAGUAUUAUCUUUAAGGAAAAUGUUAGACCAGCUAAAAUUAAAACAAGUGGGUAAAUUAAAAGUUGAAACAAUAAUUAGAUUGAGCCGAUUUGUUAUGACUAAUAAUUAUUUUUCUUAUAAUGGUCAAUUUUAUCAUCAAAUAAGAGAAGGAGCUAUGGGUUCUCCUCUUACUCUAACUAUUUCUAAUUGUUAUAUGUACUUUUUUGAAAGACGAAUAGUUAAUCAAAUUCGAAAUAGUGGUGGACUUUAUUUCCGAUAUAUUGAUGAUAUAUUUAUUACAAUUAAUUGGCCUGUUCGGCAUUUACUCAAACAAAUCGAAAGAUGGAAUAAAUUUGAUGAAAAUAUUAAAUUAUCUGCAAAUAUUGGUUCAAUUGUCAAUUUCCUAGAUUUAAGUAUAGAAAAUCAAGAUGGUCAAUUAUUUACAACAGUUUACCAAAAACCAUCCUACGAACCAUAUUACUUGCCAUUUAAUAGCAUUCAUCCAUUACAUAUGAAAAAGAAUAUCCCAUUUGCCAUGCUUUUACGUGACAUUAGAUAUUGUUCAACAUUUGAGUCAUAUCUAAAUGAGCGUGAAAAGUUAAGAAUGGCUUUAUUACUUAAUAAAUAUCCAAAUAAGAUUAUCGAUGAACAAUUCAAUAAUGUAUUAGUAAAAUUUGGUUUUAACGAACCAUUAACUUCAAUCAAUUUCAAUAGAUCUCGUCAAAAGAUCAUAGAUUCUCCUAUAAAAGAAAAAUUAUUAGCAAAUUAUAAGAAGUCAAUAUUCGUUCAUUUUACUUACUGUUCAAGUAUGAAGACAUUUCCAAUUAAAUUCCAUACCUUAUGGGAGAAAUACUUCGAUAAAUCUCCGAUAAAUGAAGUUAUCCCUAUACUUGGUACUCGAAAUGUCGAUAAUCUGCAAAGACGGUUAAUACAUGCAAAGCCUAAACGCUGA